Molecule: messenger RNA, 1717 nt
Organism: Oncorhynchus nerka (sockeye salmon)
Lineage: Eukaryota; Metazoa; Chordata; Actinopteri; Salmoniformes; Salmonidae
Gene: oprm1
Product: opioid receptor, mu 1
Exons: 3
Coding region: 1-1140 (379 amino acids)
Biological process (GO): G protein-coupled opioid receptor signaling pathway; sensory perception of pain; neuropeptide signaling pathway
Cellular component (GO): plasma membrane; neuron projection
Molecular function (GO): G-protein alpha-subunit binding; morphine receptor activity; beta-endorphin receptor activity
Source: RefSeq, a predicted model, not a curated record
AUGGAAAGCGGUGGCAACACGUCGAACUAUCCGUACCAUUUCUCGAAUAUGGCCAUGAUGAACAAUAGUGUUUUUUGUCGGAACUUCAGCGAUAACAUGAGUUUGGAUGCCAAAUGUGAGAGAACAGACAAUCUGGCCAAAGAUUCGACACCAGUGAUCAUCGCGAUUAUAAUCACGACUCUUUACUCUAUUGUGUGUGUGCUUGGUCUGGUGGGAAACGUGCUCGUCAUGUAUGUCAUUAUCAGAUACACUAAAAUGAAGACCGCCACAAAUAUCUACAUCUUCAACCUGGCCUUGGCUGAUGCACUAGCCACCAGUACGCUGCCCUUCCAGAGUGUCAACUUCCUGAUGGGGACCUGGCCGUUUGGAGACGUGCUGUGCAAGAUAGUGAUAUCCAUCGACUACUACAACAUGUUCACCAGUAUCUUCACCUUGACUACAAUGAGUAUUGACCGUUACAUUGCAGUGUGCCACCCCGUCAAGGCCUUAGACUUCCGCACGCCCCGUAACGCGAAGAUUGUCAACGUGUGCAACUGGAUCCUGUCUUCUGCCAUCGGUCUACCUGUCAUGUUCACCGCCUUAACUACUGUAACCGAUAACGGAAUCAUCGACUGCACUUUGAUCUUCCCCCACCCAUCCUGGUACUGGGAGAAUCUUCUGAAGAUCUGCGUCUUCAUCUUUGCCUUCAUCAUCCCCGUCCUCAUCAUCACCGUGUGCUAUGGGCUAAUGAUCUUGCGCCUGAAGAGCGUGCGCAUGUUGUCCGGCUCCAAGGAGAAGGACCGCAACCUGCGCCGCAUCACCCGUAUGGUCCUGGUGGUGGUGGCCGUCUUCAUCAUCUGCUGGACGCCCAUCCACAUCUACGUCAUCAUCAAAGCCCUUAUCAAUAUCCCCAACUCCCUGCUGCAGUCCGUCACCUGGCACUUCUGCAUCGCUCUGGGCUACACCAACAGCUGCCUGAAUCCCGUCCUCUACGCCUUCCUGGACGAGAACUUCAAGCGCUGCUUCCGCGAGUUCUGCAUCCCCUUGAGUCCUUCGAUGCUGGAGCUGCAGAAUUCUUCUCGUACCCGCCACCACCACCACCACCAACACGAGCACCACUCCAGCGCCAACACGGUGGAGAGGUCCAAUCAAGAGGUAUGACUAGGUAUGGAGAUGUUGUCGUUAGACUCAUGCUGCCAGCCCAACGACGACAUGAUCUCGGAAGUCACCCAGGUAACCACGGUGCUCUGACACAAAGCUCUGACACGUAAUGCGCCAAGAUGCUGAAAUGCAACGUGGCGUGAGCCUCUAUGUUGCUGUCGCCUCUUUCUGGCAAGGCUGACAAAUAUUUGAAUGUAGAAUAGCGCUCAGCGUAAGGCUUUCUGUCAGGUAGCAUUAUUAAAAUGUUGAACUUUGGGCUGAACACUGAAAUGAACCAACAUCAGCUGUUAUGUACACAGUAGGCUAUCCUUUUAGACUGGUAUACUGAACAUACUGAAAAUUAUAAAUUGGCCAUGUUUUGAAGUUGUACAUUGUUUGUUUACAAUGACAUUAUUGUUUGCUUCAAGAGUCAAUGGCUAUAUAUCAUUAAUUUAAAAGUCAGAAAAUGGAUGUAGCCUACCAAUCACAGACUGCAGCUUUAAAGCUGUGUAUAGCUGCUUUUAUAUGCUAUAUGAUCUGUGCUAAAUUGUUAUGUAUUGUAUGUGUAUGUGAAUUGCCUUUAAUGUAGCCCUGCAAA